Molecule: messenger RNA, 273 nt
Organism: Puccinia triticina
Lineage: Eukaryota; Fungi; Basidiomycota; Pucciniomycetes; Pucciniales; Pucciniaceae
Exons: 1
Coding region: 1-273 (90 amino acids)
Biological process (GO): maturation of SSU-rRNA from tricistronic rRNA transcript (SSU-rRNA, 5.8S rRNA, LSU-rRNA)
Cellular component (GO): t-UTP complex; small-subunit processome; 90S preribosome
Molecular function (GO): RNA binding; protein binding
Source: RefSeq, a predicted model, not a curated record
AUGCCCCCCUCCGUCGCCAUCUGGUCCCUCACCCCCUCCCCCGCACACACCCGGCUGGCCAUCGCCUGCGACGACGGCGCCAUCCGCAUCGCCGCCAUCGCUGACAACCAGCUCGAGCUCGACCGCUGCAACACCCGUCUCCUCAGCCUCGCCUGGGGCAUGUCACCCUCCAAAACUCCUCUCCCGCUCCAGGAGCCCACCGACUCGCAGCUCUUCCUCGUCGCCGGCGGCGCCGACUCCAGUCUGCGCAAGUGGGCCGCCGGCCCUGAUUAA